CAUCUUUUUAAGUGGGAGAACUUGCACAAUUGGUGGCUGACUAAAUACUUUUUUCCCCCACUGUAAUUUCCAUUGACUCCUGUAUGAGCAGGGAUCCAACGAAACUGAACCUCUAUCCCAUUUAUUUGUAACCCUAACAACAUCGUCAUUACAUCUAUCCAUAAAUCCUCACAUUCUGACUUCCCUGAUUUUAAACUACACAAAACCGAUGCAGAAUCUGAACAUAUUACUACUCUUCUUGGUUCACCUCCUCUAUCCAUUGGGCACUGUUCUUCCUGCCGUACACUAAGCGGAACCUAGGUUGAAGAUGACCAAGAGCGGAACUACAACGUCAGAAGAACAGCACCCACUAGCGGUCUCUCUAGUCAGUCUCGACUGUCUGAGACUGGACCCACCAUGGGCAGCUACAGUGACUCCACCAGUGACCUGGACGAGGAUCUCCCUGUGUAUGACUUCCUCCAGCCCGACCGUAGCCUGAGCCAAGCCUUCCAGAGCCACACAGAUCAACCAGACCUGGUGGUCCCGGACAGCUCUCAUACAGACAUCCCCAUAGGGGUGGCUGAUGUUAUGAUGAUCAGUAGUGAUGAUGAGGAAGCGGAGGUUCCCUAUAUCCCCCUGGCGCUGAGACUCAAACAGAGACAGGAGGGUGUGGAGCCUGCAUCGUCCACUCUCAGUAAUGGACAGGACAACCAUCACUCCUCACCUGACCCUCCUGGUGGUUUAGGCCGGUUGGCACCGAAUGGUCACUCAGAGUCCGAACCUCUAUUCACCUCAUACAAGACCCUAAACGGUCAUCGUAGGAUGGAGAAAGGUGGGGGACCAGACUGGGAUGACCCAGAGGAGGCAGCUCUCCCUCAGCUGUGGCCCCCGCCAAAGCCCUCCUCCUGGGCUGGGAACACUACCUCCCCUGCCAAGAGGAAGCCCUCCAAGAGGAAUGCUGAGGAGAACCAGGGGUCCAGGGAGGAGGCGCUGAGGAGGAGGGAGGCCAGGGAGAGGCAGCAGGGGGACAAGGAGGCGCGGAUGCUGCAGCAGGAGAGGCAGAAGGCGGAGAAGAAGGCCCUGGCGGAGGCUGUGAAAGCACUGCGACCAGAGGAGUGUAUCAAACACAUAGUGGUAUCUGUGGAUCCAGGUCUGUUGCAGUUGGAAGGUGGGGGCACUCUGCUGACGUCGCUCCAGGCCCUGGGCUGCAGCUGUGCCAUAGAGAAACAGCCCCUCCCUCGCAGCGUCAACUGGGUCAGGAGAACACCUAGCACUCAGACAGGUGAGGUGUUGUGUAUCCCAGAGGCCCACACAGUGAUGCAAGUACCUGUUGAUGACUUCAUCAACCUGAUCCAUAGCUACACUCAGGAGCAGAGGGGUGGAGGUGCAGACUGUAGCCCCUCUUUGACCUCCUGGACCCUGGGUCUGCAGGCUAGCAACCCUGGCAGGACCCCCAGUCUGGUGGUCAUAGACCUGGAGAAAUACUUCAGAUCCCAGAAGUCCCAGAGCCAGAAGAAGUUCCGGGAUGCGGUCCUGGGGGAGGAGCAAGCAGCAGGAAAGGGGGCGGUGAAAAAGAGGAGGAAGAAAGAUGGAGGUGAUGCACUGCCCAAGGUGUCUCGAGUUGAGGUGGAGGAGGCCGUGGUGCACCUGCAGCUACACACAGGGGUCCAGGUGCAUUUCCUGUCCACCUGGAAGGAGUUCUCUGACCAUGUCGCCAUGGCAACCAAAGCGGUAGCCGAUGCCCCAUUCAAACGAGAGAGGGAGAAGACAGGCUUCUCGUUCUACCUGGAGAGUGAGUGGGCUGGGGGCCAGAAAGUGGACAGGGCUGGGAAAGGACUGCUGCAGGUCUGGAAGAGACAGAUCCAGCAGCUGAACAGAGUCAGCCCAGAUAUGGCCUCUGCUGUCCUCGCUGCCUACCCCUCUCCACAGCUACUCAACCAGGCGUACAGUCGGUGCAAGUCAGAGCGUGAGAAACUCUCACUGCUAUCGGACCUCCUGAUUCGCCGAGGGGAGGGUGUGACUUCCACAACUCGCCGGGUUGGUCCUGAGCUCUCCAAGCGUCUCUGCCUGGCGAUGACAUCUUCAGACCCCCAGCAGACCCUGGACUCCACACUUUGACACUUUUAUGAUGUCAUACAUCUGACCUCAGUAGUGGAAGAGUGGAGUUGGACUGAUGUUCUAAAUCUGUGUUCUUCAUCACUGGUCUUCAGUCCUGCCUCUGGGGACCUCUAUAGGAUAUGCAGGCUUUUGCUCCAGCUCAGCACUAACACACUUCAUUCAACUAAUCAAGGACUUUGUGAUUGGCUGAUCCAUUGAAUCAGACAUGUUAGUGCGGGGCUGGAACCCACCAUGUGGGUCCUCAGGAACAGGUUUGAAAUGCGCUGUGAUACACUCAGUGAACAAUGGAACACAGUGAACUAUGGAGCACAGUGACAUUUGGAUUUCAAUGUUGAAUUGGAUAGUGUCUCGUUUUAUGACAUCCACCUUUGUUUGUAAAAUACAUUUUAUUUUAUUAAAGCAUCUAAAUCAAUCAUGGGA
Coregonus clupeaformis (lake whitefish) is the source of this 2517-nucleotide messenger RNA. RefSeq names its product essential meiotic structure-specific endonuclease 1 (gene eme1). Gene Ontology annotation, molecular function: nuclease activity; DNA binding. The transcript is spliced from 9 exons. The record is from RefSeq and is a predicted model, not a curated record. Gene Ontology annotation, cellular component: nucleus; Holliday junction resolvase complex. Bases 397 to 2097 code for a protein of 566 amino acids. Gene Ontology annotation, biological process: mitotic intra-S DNA damage checkpoint signaling; replication fork processing; double-strand break repair. NCBI's taxonomy places the organism in Eukaryota, Metazoa, Chordata, Actinopteri, Salmoniformes, Salmonidae.